AUGGCCCCCAAGCGAGUCCUCCUCACAGGUGCGAAUGGCUAUCUGGCCCAACACGUACUCGGGCAGUUCCUGUCCGCUGGCCAUUCAGUGCGCGGUACUGUACGCUCUGCUGCCAAGGCGACACAACUCAAGUCAACGUUUUCCCAGUACGGCCCGGCCCAGCUCGAUCUCGUCGUCGUGCCGGACAUGACGCUCCUGGGUGCUUUCGACGAGGCGCUCAAAUCAGACCCGGCCUUCGACUGGGUCAUCCACACGGCAUCUCCUGUCAGCUACCGUAAUACAACGGCAGGCUCCAGUGAGGAAAAUUAUGUGAACCCGGCAGUCAAGGGCACGAUGGAGGUCCUGGAGGGCAUCAAGAGAGUCGCGCCCUGCGUGACAAGGGUUGUCCUGACUAACUCCAUCGCAGCCGUCAUCGACUGGAACCCAUCGAUUCCUUAUAUCACGCAGCCGGCGCGGGUCUACACGGGCGCCGAUUGGAACCCGACCACCCUCGAGGAGGUCCGCCCGACUGCAGACGCGCCGGCGGCGUACCGGGCUAGCAAGACGUUUGCCGAGAGAGCAGCCUGGAAGUUUGUGGAGCGAGAAAAGCCCGACUUCGACCUCGUGACGUUCUGCCCGCCCAUGAUCUACGGCCCCGUGUUUGACGAGAGGUGGAUCGGCAGGCCGGAGGAACUCGACCAGAGCGCCUGGAACAUCUACAGCCGGUUGCUGCGCCCCGGUCUGCAGAGCACCGACCCUGUGCCCCCGACGGGGCUGCAUCUGUACGUGGAUGUUCGUGAUAUCGCACGUGCGCAUCUGCGCUGGGGAGAUGGGCUACCAGAGGAUCGCGAAUAUAUUGCGAGAAAGCUUGCCGGAGAAGAGAGGGACAAUCCCAGAGGGAGACCCCGGUCAGUGGAGCAUGGAAGAGGGUACGUACACUGCUAG
Neoarthrinium moseri is the source of this 924-nucleotide messenger RNA. RefSeq lists its product as uncharacterized. Gene Ontology annotation, molecular function: oxidoreductase activity, acting on the CH-OH group of donors, NAD or NADP as acceptor. The record is from RefSeq and is a predicted model, not a curated record. The transcript has a single exon. NCBI's taxonomy places the organism in Eukaryota, Fungi, Ascomycota, Sordariomycetes, Amphisphaeriales, Apiosporaceae. The coding region runs from base 1 to 924 and encodes 307 amino acids.